AGAGAGAGAGAGAGACUUUAAAGGGAGCCAGUGGAAUGUUAUCUCUCAAAUCAUCAGAGGCACGAGGACAAGCACGCGUGGCUGUAAGGAUGGCUGAAGCAAUAUUGUCCUAAUCCACGGGAAACAGAAAGGACAGCCUGAGAAGACACUUUCGUGUCUAAUCGAUCUUAUCUGAGGACGCGUGUCCAUUGUUAUCUACACACGGGUCAGAGGGCAACACAUCUCCGAGCGUGCGUUACCGGUGCUGUUAUUUAUAUCCAUUCUGUAAUUCUGCUUAUGGAAAUUUCAUGAUAUAACAACACCAAUCUAUGUUGCCGGCUGUGUGGAAUUUGAGGCGAGGAAAGUAUUACUGGGAAAUACUGUUGUUGAUGCUGAAAUAAAUAUUCAGAAAGCACAAUGGACAGAUGAACAUCACAGACUGAAAACAUACUUGAUAGAAGGGAUUUGAGGGAAUUCACUUAUUCUCGUCCAAUUCAUCAUCAACAGAGGGCAUUUACCAAUCAGUGCACUUUUGAAGCCUUGAUCAAACGGAUCUGAAAAUGAUGCUGAGUCCCGAUCAGACGGAUCCUGACUUCACCUGGACUCAGCCGGACACGGAGUGUCUAAACGUCAUGAGGGUGGAAUGUGUGGCUCACGAGCCCUUUGGGGCUGAAGAUGGCAAGACUCGCGCACUUGUGCCAGCCGCGCUCACCAGAGAGGAGAAGAGACGGAGGAGGCGCGCGACUGCAAAAUACCGUUCUGCGCAUGCGACGCGCGAGCGCAUCCGAGUGGAAGCGUUCAACGUAGCUUUCGCUGAGCUAAGAAAGCUGCUACCCACACUUCCACCCGACAAGAAACUGUCCAAAAUAGAAAUACUUCGCCUAGCUAUCUGUUACAUUUCUUAUCUUAACCACGUUUUGGACGUCUAAACAAACUGUCGGCACAUUUAUCUUAAAAAAAAACUCUACAAGUGUGUAUAAAAAACUGUUUUAUAGAUAUUGAGAAGUAGCGUAUUCCAGCAGGUCACAAAUAUCUAUAAAAAAAAUGAAAGAAAAAAGGGUAACACUUUAUAAUAUAACUUUCAGAAAUAGGCUAUGCUUUGUUGUCUGUCUCCACUAAUUUAGCCUAGGCCUAUUACAAAAAAGGAAAUCGGAACAAAAGGGUGGGAGGAAGGCUUUUAGUUAUUAAAAAGCAUUACCGAAAAUUGUAGGACUUAUCGCAACAAGUGAAGGUUGUUGUUUUUGACACUGCAAGUUCCUUUCAAAGAAUAUACCCCGUUCAAUAUCCAAAAUCAUAACCGCAUUUGUGGCAAUAAUUUGUUGGAGAUAUUUGACUUGGUUGGAUCUUAGUUCAUCAUAUACGAAACAUUUAUCUUUUCGCAACCUUGUUAUAAACCAAGCUGAUUUUAUAAGCUAUCAACCGUCUGGAAAAAAAUGCAUAGGCUACUUAUGUGCUGGAACAAAUCUUAACGUAGCUGUUAAUUUAUAUUUUCUUGUUUAUUUAUUUAUGGAUUAAAUGAUGUUAUGUGGGUGUCCUUGAAAUAGCAUAGGCCUAUCUAAAGUGUAUAUGUAAAUAUUUAAUGUUUUAUUAAUUGUCUUAUUUUAGACUGAUGUCGCAGAGUUUUGGUGUAGGCCUACUGUUUCUUUUCACUUGCACUUUUUAUUGGCAGUUUUCUUAGGAGUAGAAGGGCCUUCGCUGUGUGUGCACUACGGUUAUUAAAAUGGUGUUGCUGUUGAUGUCCUGUUAUAUGAUAACGAGAAGCACUUCCCAUCGGAUACGAUCUAUAUUGCUGUCGUCUUUGUUUUGUUUACAAAGUGCUCAUAGAUAGCGCUUUUGGGUACCUGAUGACUUGUGGUGGAUUAAAAGUACACUUAGACUAAAUUAAAUAGCCUACAUCAUAGUCAGUGUCAAAUAAAUAAUUUGGCCAUAGACAUAAAAAGCGUGUUAUCUGCCUUCCAAGUCUACAAGCUACCCAUAGACACUCUCUCUGCUGCGACCAAAAAUGAUCUCAGAGUAGUUUAUUUUUCUUUUAGAAACUAUUUAUAGAUCUUAUUUGUUUACGUGUUUCUUGUGAACCUUUUGGAAAUUUUAUAGUGAGUAAUUUAUCUCACAUCUGCCUCAUAUCCAAAGAGCACCCUGUUAAUUCAGGGAUUUUCCCGUCAUUUUGUAGGCUAUAGCAAUACACUGGUUGUAUCGCAGUUUUUCAUAACUAUUUUAGAAUACACGGUAAAAAAUAUUAAUUCAACGCUGAUUCGUCUGAUGUAGUUUUUGAAUAAAACAAAAUGAAAUUAAAGAUAUUGUGCCAAUAUGUUCUCUGUUCGUGCUUUCACGCACGUCAUUUCAGACGACAACUGCAAUUAACUAAUGAACUAUGUUCUCACAUUAUGAAAAACGCUGUCCUAAAACAUUAUUUAACUAUUAAAAAGCAAUGAAAAAAUGAUUUUUCAUGCUGUCACACAACACAUGCACAGUCGUCUUUGCUCACGGCCCAAAGGCGACUUUCUCCCCAGAGAGGAGACAGGUGCUUGUCCAGACGGGCCAAGGCAACCAAAUUAUGACCCGUCUGCUACGUCCCGUGGGAAAGAGCAAGAGAGCAUGUGCGCGCGCGUGUGUGCAGCCUACGUGUCCAAGUCUUGGUCAUAUUUCACAUUAAAGAUUUUUACUCAACCGAUGAUGUUGCAACGUUAAUGUCUACAGCCGAUUUUAACUAUGAUAGUUUCAUUCAAUCAGUAGAGAAUGAAUGACUCCCAGCCCCGCUGUAAUAGCAUAUGUCUGCGUGCAUGUUACAGAGGAGGGUUGAAUGCAUUAGCCUUAAACUCAGCCAGAUUAGACGUUGUCCUUUCAUGCAAUGAGCCAGUCUACGUGUAUCUUAGAUUAUAUUCACAAAACAAAAAUCUAUAUAAUCGGACGCAUAAGAGACAGACGACAUUAAGGGUGUUUAUGAAGAAAAGGUUAGAAAAAAAACUGCUUGGGGAAAACGAGAGUCAAGUCUGUUCUCAUUAGCUCGCGCAUAGAAAGUGUAACACUCAGAACAAUGCGACCCGGCUGCUCUUGCACCCUCGGACCAUCUGUGCACGCAUCAGACAUACAAUGAUUAGAUUUUGAUCACACAAUGACACAGUGACAUAGUCAGCGCAUGCAUUUGUUGAUGCAUGCAUUAACGAUUACAGAGUUGUAACCUUCCUUUGGGAUCAAACACACACAUUUGAACAGGAUCAAACAAGGCAACAGGAUUUUGUAAGACCUUAUAAAAGACAAUAAAGUUGCGGUUGCUCUACAGGACGCCUCUGAUUAUAAAAGGGUAAAUGGUAAAUGUUCCAAAGCUAUUGCAUU
This is a messenger RNA of Carassius auratus (goldfish), 3312 nucleotides long. RefSeq names its product helix-loop-helix protein 2-like. NCBI's taxonomy places the organism in Eukaryota, Metazoa, Chordata, Actinopteri, Cypriniformes, Cyprinidae. Gene Ontology annotation, molecular function: RNA polymerase II cis-regulatory region sequence-specific DNA binding; DNA-binding transcription factor activity, RNA polymerase II-specific; protein dimerization activity. The record is from RefSeq and is a predicted model, not a curated record. Gene Ontology annotation, biological process: regulation of transcription by RNA polymerase II. The transcript is spliced from 2 exons. Bases 540 to 908 code for a protein of 122 amino acids.